Molecule: messenger RNA, 2628 nt
Organism: Clunio marinus
Lineage: Eukaryota; Metazoa; Arthropoda; Insecta; Diptera; Chironomidae
Source: the annotation of a GenBank genome assembly
AUGGAAAGUGAAAUUGACAAUCUUCUUGGCGAACUGAGAGUUGAUAAAAUAUCGAUUCGUCAGAAAGCAUUUAAUAAAUUAUUUGAUAUUUUAACAAGUCGAUUUGAUGAUUUGCAAAAGAUUUUUGAGAGAAGUAAUGAUCUUGGCUGGAAAGAACUUUUUGAAGCUGCCCACUCAGGAAUCAAAAUUCAUUCCCCAAAAAUUUCAAAAGCAGAAACAAAUCUUCACCCAAAUGAUCCAAAAAUAACCGUUUAUUCGAGAGUUUUGCUUAAAUUGUGUGACAAUCCUGCAAACGAAUCUUUUGGCAUUCCAUAUCAAGCUUCGAUUACAGCAGUAUUGGAAAUAUUGAGAGAUGAAUCUUAUUUCAGAUAUUUUGGCGUAUGCUAUUUGCAAGUAUUACAAAAGUCAAUUUUCAAAGUAAAAAACAAUUUGACAUCAAUUUCAUUAGACUCUUGGCAAGAAUUACUAAAAAUUCUCACUAGUUUUAUGAAUUGGAAGGAAAACCCUCUGCCUUUUACUGAGUUGACAUUUUGCACAAAUCAGGUCAUCGAAUAUGGCUGCAAUUUCUCUCAUCUUACAAUUGAUUUGGAAAACCAUCUUGAGAUGCUAGCAAGGCUUUUAGAAGAAAGAAAGGAUCCGAAAGAGAAACUAGAGUUGUUAUUAAUCGCUUAUAAUUGCUGUCAACAUAUUUCCGCGGAGUCUCGAUUCACAAUUUGCCGUUUUACAGAAGAAAUUGCAAAACAUAUUCACAUCGUAUUCAAAGUUGACAUGAACGAAGAAGUGAAAGUGACACUCUUCAAGUUGGUUGAUCUUUCGCUGAUUGUUCAUUAUCCAAAUCUUGGGAGUUGUAAGGAAAAGCUUCAAUUUAUUGCUAAUGAAAGUGCCUGGAAAGUAACUUUGAGAAAUUUCAUCUUCAUGGUUGAAUUGGAAUUGAAAAACCAACCAAAAACAAAGUAUCGCGGCUGUGCAGCACCAGAACUCAAUCAGAUUGUGGCUCAAUUCGCUGCUCGUUUAUGUUACAUAGUUUAUUGGAAUAAUUCAAUUUGGGAUGAAAUUGAUUACGAGGAACAGCUUUCGAAACGACAAAAAAGAUCAGAAAAGUUGCAAGCAUUGAUAGAUUUCGCUCAACCUACAGAAGAAUUGAAAGAUUUUAACUGGAAAUGGUUGACAGUCUUAAGUGAGCUUUUAUACAAUUAUCCAUCUGCACUUGAGAAUGAUCAUUUCCAGCUAUUACUUCAACUGCUCUCACGUGUUCAAGAGUCCAUCGAACAUGAAUCUCACAUUUAUGCUUUCACGAAAUGUUGUCAUGUCCUCCUUCAAAGAGAAGAAAAUUUCGUUUCAACUGCAAACAUUCACGUUGUUAAUUUAUGUCACAAACUUUGGUUUAAAAUUGUCGAGGCAACAGUUCGCGUUUGUACUUCAAAUAACAAAAAUUCAGUUGAGAGUCACAUUUUAUUACAAACUUUAAUUCAUCACAAGAAAUUUCCGUCACAAAGUUUCAUCGAAGAUGUCGUAAAGAUUUUCAUCACAAAAUCUUCAAUCAAAAGUGAUGCAACAUUGAAAACUCUCAUCGUUCUCAUGAAGUCGUUCAACAUAGAUUCGUUGCAGAAUGGAAGAGAAUUAACAUCGACGAUUCUUUCUUAUACUUUCGAAAAAGCUUCUGUAGCCGAUUUACGACGCGUGAUCACAACAUCUGGGAAAGAAAAGCCAACAAAUGAGAUUUUGUCACAAAUUGGCGUCAUUUGUUGUCUAUCAAAAACUGAUGUCGUAAAUUAUUCUCAAAAUGACAUUUUAGACAAUGAGAAGCUUUUUCAGGAAAAUUGGAAGUUGGAUUUGCAAGUUGAAUACAAGAAGGAAAUUAAUGAAAAAAUUCAAUUAAUUCUCAUGAAGUGCAGUGAAAAAUUGUUGAUCGAGGAAGAAGAUUUUAUAGAAUUCCAGAAUGAAAGUAAUGAAGAGAGAAAUUUGAACGAAUUUCCAAAAGAAAUCAAAUGCAUCAUCGAUCAUAGUCUUUAUGAGGAGCUUCAGAAUGUCACGGAAUUUAAAAACAAACUCAUCGGCAAAGACGAUAACAUUGAAGUCGUCAAAGAUUAUCUUCAAUCAGUGCUUGAAAACAACGAAAUGUUGCUUCAUCUUGCUGAUAAUUUCCUAAAAUUUGAAGCAUUUAAUGAAGAAAAAUUCAAAAGUUCAUUUCUCACAAAGAAAAUUGAAUUUCAUUUGCAAGAAGUCGAAAAUCUUUUUGAGAUGAUUGUGACGAUGAAUGAAGGCUUGGAGAUGAAAGACACACACGAAUUGUUGAAAGCUUUGAAACGUUUAUUCAGCUCAAAGUUUCACAUUAAACUUUGCUUCAAAAUUCGAUCUUUUGAUUUGGAACAUUGCAUUCAUUGGAUCGGCAAACAGAUCAAACACAAAUUUCUAACAUACGACGAUGAUUAUGAACAGAUGAAGAUUGGAAGAAAUGAAUUCAUAAAUGCAAAAAUGGAGGAAAGAUUGAAGUUCCUAGCAGUUGAAACGCUUUGCGAAUAUAACAACUUUGAUGGAAUGAACUCGGAAAUUGUUCACGAACGCUUGAGUAGAGUGAAAAUCAACGUUGAUGACAACAUGGAUCUUCACAUCGAAUCGCUCUCUUGA